Molecule: messenger RNA, 807 nt
Organism: Prorocentrum cordatum
Lineage: Eukaryota; Dinophyceae; Prorocentrales; Prorocentraceae
Source: the annotation of a GenBank genome assembly
UGGGAGGAGGCUGGCUGGCUGGCUACUCAGCAGAUGGCCAAGGUUCAAGAUCAGAAGCAUGACUGCGACCGCAGGGCUCGUGUGAGGCAAUCUGCUCAACAAAACGUUUUCAAAAGACUCGAGGGAAACUCUCGAAGCCGUGACCGAUGUGGAUGUCUCGGGCUACGCCGGUGUCGACGAGGCCGAGGUCUUCCAGCAGCUUACGGCUCACCUCUCCAGGGUGGAAGGCCUCCAACUCACCGAGGCCGCCGCGAAGACCGUGCACUGGCUGGCCACAACGGACCCUCGAGCUCCUCCGCGGCGGGCCUGCCUGACUUGCAGUACGUGGCCGACGUUCACGAGGUGCGGGAGGCGUUGCACGGCAAGGCCGCCCGAGUGGGCACGGACCUCGUGGGCAUCCAGGUCUCCAACGAGUUGGCCGACGCGCAGAGUUUUGUUCGCAGGCCCGGGAAGCAGGGCGGGGGGGUUGCGGCGCGCCAGCCAGCCCCCCGUGCCCUAGAUGCGACUCUCGGCUCCCCCUGCGGGAGCUUCCUGGAAGUUCUCGCGCUCGGGAUGCGUGCUCUUCCUCCGCGGAGGACGGUCCACAGCCUGCCGCUGCCGCCGGCGACUACGAUGCUCUCCAUGACCUUCCCCCACGACUUCCACCACUCGUUCUCCAACCGACUGCCAAGGAGCGCGCGCUUCCUCAACAUGCCCAGGUUGACGUGCCGAGAGUGGCGGGUGGAAGGGCCCGUCGGCGGCGGCGGUGCGGGCGCGGCGAUUUCAGGCGCGCGGGCUCCUGCGAGGCGAGCCGCGCGGGCGGACCGG